Molecule: messenger RNA, 1776 nt
Organism: Suillus bovinus
Lineage: Eukaryota; Fungi; Basidiomycota; Agaricomycetes; Boletales; Suillaceae
Product: acid protease
Exons: 9
Coding region: 289-1497 (402 amino acids)
Biological process (GO): proteolysis
Molecular function (GO): aspartic-type endopeptidase activity
Source: RefSeq, a predicted model, not a curated record
GCUCACAUAUCUGAACUCUGGAGCAUCAAACGUAGAUCUGGAAUCCCACAAUACAUACCGCGUCAGGGCGCCCUCACUCAAGCUGCGUCAGCCCCGUGUUACAGCCGGACAAUCAUCGAUUCAUUCAUGUCGCAUUGACAGUAUCCCAUAAAUGCUGCAUUGCAUUUCUCACAUGCCACGUAAAGCGGAAGCGUCGCUGUGCUCGUUGGCAGUACAAUUGCAUGCUUCGACCAUAUAAGUUUCCUGGGUCAUCCAUGGUGCAUCAGUGUUCCCACUCUUUUAUUCAACAUGCAUUCGUUUUUCACCCUGCUUCGCGCAAUUCUCCUUGUCACGGUGACCUCUGUAUCGGCUUCAAGUUUCUUUAGCGUUCCCCUGACAAAGUUUGCGCCUCCGAACUCAUACCUUGUGGGAUUACCAGAUGCUGAUCGUGCACGUGCUGCUGUACUUAAGAGCUUUACUUGUGGUGGUCCUAAGACUGUCCUUGCAUCCAACCUCGCAUAUGUCCAGUAUACAACCAGUGUUGGCGUUGGCAGCCCUCCGACGUAUUAUAAUUUGGUUGUUGACACUGGUAGCUCCAAUACUUUUGUCGGAACUGGGACGCCGUAUGUCAAAACCUCGACCAGCAUCUUCACUCAUGAGAAGGUCAAUAUCACUUACGACACUGGUUACUUUCGUGGCUUGGAGUAUCUCGACCGGGUGACGCUUGCUCCAGGUCUGGUCAUCACGAACCAGUCUAUUGGCGAUGCUCUUUCCUAUGCCGACUUCGGUGGCGUCGAUGGUAUCAUCGGGGUGGGCCCCGUCGGUCUGACUGAGGGUUCACUCUCAACAAAUGUCAAUGAGCUGGUUCCCACUGUUAUGGACAACGCCCUCUCACAGGGUUUAAUCACAAAGGAAAUAUUAGGUAUCUCUUUUGCACCCGCAACAAGUUACAACGACACUAAUGGAGCCCUCACUUAUGGAGGCAUCGAUUCAUCCUUGUACACCGGCGAAAUCACUUAUAUACCUGUCACUACAACUUUUCCUGCUAGCGCCUUCUGGGGCAUCAAUGUCACCCAUGCAACGUACGGCUCCGCAACGACCGUUAUCCCAAAGUCAAUCGCCGGGAUCGUCGAUACUGGCACCUCUCUGAUCAUCCUCGCUGAUGACUUCUUCGAGUCCUACAUGAAUGCUAUUCCUGGUGCCAAGCUCAACAAGACCGCGGGCCUCAUGUACAUCCCUGAAACCUCUGUCUCAAAGAUCCAACCGUUGAAUUUUACUAUCGGCGGCACCGUCUUCACUCUUGACGCUGCAGCGCAACUCAUUCCGAUUGGCGAGAAUGCUGCAUGGGGCUUGCCAACAAACGAGCAGUACGGCGUUGUGACGCACAUGGGGCUUCACAGCGGCGCAGGGUUAGAUUUCGUCAUCGGGCAGAAGUUCAUGGAGAAGUACUAUGCUGUUUUCGACACGGAUAACAAUCGCGUUGGGUUGGCUUAUACUAAACAUACGUUUACUACGUAAACUUUUUGAUCUGAGUGCCUUUUUAGAGGUGAUGGCAGUACAAGUUUCUCUUGCUCUAAUCGGAUUACAAUUCACUGCGCCACUCCUUAGGACUUUGUUUUCAUUGCAACUUUUAGGAUGCGAUCAUGUGGUGCUUAUCAGUACUACGACUGGGAGAUAUGGGUGCGUCGUUUCACAUACACACUAGGAACUGGGACAUGAGAGCAAGGGUUACCCGAGGCGUCGAAAACCUUCUUCGCAUACUGUAGGAAAUCCUUAACUGGGCAUGAGAGUAAAAAU